GCUGGGUAGGCUCCAGAGUAGUAGGCAGUGUGCUCUCGGCACGCUCCGGUCCUGCUGCCUUUGCUUUUACCACCGGAGUAGCCCGAGACCCCGGCUGUGCAGCCCGGCAGACAUCCCCGUAGGCUGUACGGUGUAGUGCCGUACGGUGCGAGGUCAGGCUGCAAAGCCCCUCUGUUCCACUUCAGGGCUUCGUGGUACACCGGCACACUCCAUUCUGUUAAGUCUUUCGCCCCCAAUCACUCGUGUGCAAGGGACAGCUCUAGGAUGUCAGAUGCAUGCCCUUACCCCAAGCUGCACGGGCUCCGGAAACCCAAGGACCCACCCUGACGAGUCUGCAUGUUUGGAGCGCGGUUACCAGAAAGAGCUAUGAGCGUGCUUGUUGUCGGUCCGGUCGCCCGAGGAGACACCAUUCCACGUUGGAAAUUUUGUCUUCCAAACCAGGGCUGGAGUCAUAAAAAAGAAGCUUGCUGACAGCAUCCCGCUGGGGGGGCGGAGCGUCCGGGAGAACGGUCACGUGGAGGAAGCGGAAGCCCUAGCCAUCUCAUCUUCGCCGAACCUAUCGUCGCACUGUGUCUGUGUUUUGGACUGGAGCACUAUCUUACCCCUACUUUUGUCACGCCUGGUCCAGGGUGAUGGCUCUGCCUGGGGAUCCACGGCGCCUCUGCAGGCUGGUGCAAGAGGGCCAACUGCGCGCCCUGCAGGAAGAGCUGGAGGCGGCCGGAGGCUGCCAGGGGCCAGCUGGGGACACCCUUCUUCACUGUGCGGCCCGCCACGGGCGCCAGAACAUUCUGGCUUAUCUAGUGGAGGCUUGGAGUAUGGACAUCGAGGCUGCCAACCGAGACUACAAGCGGCCUCUACACGAAGCUGCCUCUAUGGGCCACCGGAACUGCGUGCUCUACCUCCUGGACCGAGGGGCAGCUGUGGACUCGUUGAAGAAGGCGGACUGGACUCCUCUGAUGAUGGCUUGUACAAGGAAGAACCUUGAAGUGAUCCAGGACCUUGUGGAACACGGUGCCAACCCACUCCUGAAGAACAAGGAUGGUUGGAACAGUUUCCACAUUGCCAGUCGAGAAGGCGACCCUGUGAUCCUCCGGUACUUGCUCACGGUCUGCCCGGAUGCUUGGAAAACAGAGAGCAAGAUUAGAAGAACUCCUUUACAUACUGCAGCAAUGCAUGGCUGUUUCGAAGCAGUACAGGAGCUUCUUGAUAGGUGUGACUAUGCGCCAGACUGUAGAGACAACUGUGGCGUCACACCCUUCAUGGAUGCAAUUCAAUGUGGCCAUGUUCACAUAGCCAUGCUGCUCCUUGAAAAACACAAGGCUUGCCCUUCAGCUGAAGAUAGCCUGGGGGCCCAGGCUUUACACCGAGCAGCAGUCACUGGGCAGGAUGAAGCCGUUCGGUUCCUGGUGUCUGGUCUUGGCAUUGAUGUAGAUGUGAGAGCAAAGUCCACCCAGCUCACAGCACUUCUUUAUGCAGCCAAGGAGGGACAGACAAGCACCGUUCAAACACUGUUAUCCCUGGGUGCCAACAUCAACUCUAAAGAUGAAAGAAAUCGCUCAGCCCUGCAUCUGGCCUGUGCAGGUCAGCACGUGGCUUGCACCAAGUUCCUGCUGCAGUUGGGACUGGAGGAUUCUGCAGACCUAACAGGCACCCUGGCCCAGCAGCUCACAGAGAGUAGAGAUAUACUUCAGGACUUUGACCACACUGUGAAGUCAUAAGGAUGUUUGAAGAAGGAGGCUAAAAAGUUCAUGGGAACUGACAUCCUGCGUUUUCAGUUAGACCAGUGAGUGAGUUAUUUCUCAGCCAGUGUUUUCUUCUCCUUCUGCCCUCCCAUCAUUUUCCUCUGCUGGAAGACUUGCCACAUGACCAAGACUCUGGAUUCCUGGCAUGUUGUAUGAUCUUGAAGACAGCCAUUUAUUUUUUCUUUUUUAAACCAUACUGGGGGUUGAAAUCAGAGCCUUGCAAAUGCUGACUAAGCCAGUGCUGUGCCUCUGAGCUCGAGGGUCAGCCCAUAUUUUGGUUUUUCUACCCUUCAAGUAGAAUGAGAUUAAAUAUUGAGUCCUGGGAAUCCCUGGGAAGUAGAUAAUGUGGAUGAAUGUAAUAUAUAUGUAUGAAAAUGUAAUAAAACUUGAAAUAUGAAUUGCUGUUUACUCAAGCUGUAAAACAUAAUUGGCCUAUUUAAUUUUUUUCCUUCACA
Messenger RNA from Microtus ochrogaster (prairie vole), 2197 nucleotides. RefSeq names its product ankyrin repeat domain 16 (gene Ankrd16). NCBI's taxonomy places the organism in Eukaryota, Metazoa, Chordata, Mammalia, Rodentia, Cricetidae. The record is from RefSeq and is a predicted model, not a curated record. Gene Ontology annotation, cellular component: cytoplasm. Gene Ontology annotation, molecular function: protein binding.